GUGAAUGAGACUAGUUUACAACGAUACUCAAAGCCCCUCUCCCACGAAAAAUUAUUACGUCCUUUGUGCGGCAACUUCUCAGGCGAGCAACCACUGUCACCGGAACCCUAAGCAAGCAACAAUUUCUCCAUCUCGUUUAUCCCCUCUCAAGCGUCCCUCCAUCACCUCUGCGGCUUCUGUGAUUUCUGUCACAUAUCGUCGGAUUUUCCGCAUCCAGGAACAUCUGGAACAAAGUUGGAUGGAAUUCUACGAUUUGAUAUGCCCCAAGCAUUUGCUAGAGGCAUGGUGGGAAUGUAGAGGAAGACUUAAGGUUGAAUAAUGUCUUCACAAGUUUUGGUAGCACAGGAGGCACAGGAGGUCCCAGCUCCUUCCAUGCAGUCACAAACUGCUGAGUCACCUAUUCUAGAAGCUCCACAAGGUUCGCCGCCUUCAAAUCCUUCCUGCAUUCCUGCCGCAGCUGGAGGAUCAGGUAGUAAUGUUGCAGUUCCAGUUACAGACCCUCCAAAUAUAAAUUCUGGCCCAGCAGAAGCAGUAACCGUAUCCCCUACCACGAGCUCAUCAGCUCAAAGGGCUACUCAUGGUAUUGCAAGUGACUCAUCACAAGAUCCUGUUCGGGCAAAAUUUGUUACCUCACAUGGCUAUGUUGUCCCUCCACCUUCUUUUUCUUACAGUGUAUUUCCUAGAGUGAGCUCUGCCUCUGGGAUCCCACAACAAACUUCGUCUGCUCCUGCUUUAAAACUAACUCCACAAAUGUCUCCUGCUGCUCUACAACCGCCAGUCCCUGGGCAGUCCUUAGGAAAUAGACCGUCUUUUUCAUACAACAUAGUUCCACUACCUAAUGCUAGCUCUGCUUCUGGUCAGCAGUUUCAACCCCCCGCUGUGAACAAUCAAAGGCAGUUGUUGAUUGGAAAUUCUGCCCCACCUCCACCACCAUUGGCUACUGCAUGUUUGCAGCCUCCAGUACCCCGCCAACCUAUUCGCCCUAAUGCAUCCAUUUCUGCAACUGUGCCACAGAAUUUUCCACCACCCAUGCAGUUUCCUGUUCCCCCUCCUAAGGGCCAGCUAUCACCUUCAACAAACUUUUCUUUUGGUGGGGGUUCCCAAACAACGACAGUAGAGGCCUCUGUUAAGAUCUUGCAAUCCAGCACAUCUGCCUCUGACACAGUUUCUGUGGAUACUGACAUAACUUCAGCAUCAACUGGUUUAGAUUCAAAAUUGUCUCAUGAUAUGCGUACAAGUUCAUCCGUAGGCUCGACAAUUUCUCCUGUUUCUAAUGCGUCGAGCAUGUUACCUCCAACUGGUUCUUUGAUAAAUGAUCGUCUUCCAAUGGUUGGAACUUUUACAGGUAAUAAUCUGCCUAAAGCACCUAAUCCUGUUGCUGUUCAGCCAGCAAACCCCCCGGGGUCUUCAUCAGCAACAAUGAGACCUAUUCAGCAUAAUCAAGUUCCCGCACCAUCAACUCAGCCUUCCAUUACAAAUCCAACACCACAAAAUGUUCCUCAACAAAUUUAUCCACAUUUUCCAUUAGUGCCUGCACAGAUGCCUCCUCCUCAUGCUCCUUGGAUGCCUCCUCAGCCUGCUGGGUUACAAUGUCCUCGGCUGCCCCAAUAUCCAGCUGUACUUCCUGGUCCUUUCCCCUUCUCAGUGAGAGACAUGCCACCACCCUCGGUUCCUUCUCCUGAUGUUCGGCCUCCUGGUGUUUCCCAUGAGGUGAACCGUGAAGAAGCGCUUACCUCAACACCAGAGUCAUCAUUCCCUGUAAGUAAUACUGGAGCAGGAUCACCGCCCUCUGAUGCUGAUUUUGAAAAGGAAGCUAAUGAUAUCCAGGAAGAUGGUAACAGUAAAAGUGAAGAAUUGGAUGCUUGGACAGUGCAUAGAACUGAAACAGGUGUUUUAUACUACUAUAACACUAUUUCAGGAGAAUCUACUUAUGAAAGGCCUUUAAAAUUCAAAGGAGAGACUGAGAAGACUGCGCUUCAGAUUAUUCCAAUCUCGUGGGAAAAAUUAUCUGGUACUGAUUGGUCAUUGGUCACAACAAAUGAUUUGAAGAAAUACUAUUAUAACACCGUGAACAAGGUUAGUAGCUGGCAAGUUCCUGCAGAAGUUUUGGAAAUGAGAAAAAAUCAUGUAGCAAACUCUUCAAAAGAGGAGAAUGCUAGCAUUCCCGCAGAUAAGGGAACUACGCCUAGCAGUUUGAAUGCUUCUGCUCUGCAAACAGGUGGUCGUGAUUCUGUGACCUUGAGAACUUCAAGUGGACAAGCGUCUGCAUCAGCAUUGGAUUUGAUAAAGAAGAAGCUGCAGGAAUCUGCUACCCCAAUUGUGUCGGCACCUCUUCAAACUUCAGCUUCCCCUGCAUCUGAUUUAAAUAGUACAAGAGCUCUAGAUGUUUCAGCUAAGGGGCAGCAACCUUUAAAUAGUAAGGACAGAGUUAAAGAUGCUAAUGGAGAAGGAAAUAUUUCAGAUUCGUCAUCUGAUUCAGAUGAUGACGAAAGUGGGCCAACAAAGGAGGAGUGCAUUAUUCAGUUCAAGGAAAUGCUUAAAGAAAGAGGAGUGGCGCCAUUCUCAAAGUGGGAAAAAGAACUUCCAAAGAUAGUCUUCGAUCCACGCUUUAAGGCAGUUCCAAGUUAUUCUGCUAGACGAGCAAUCUUUGAACAAUUUGUUAGGACACGUGCUGAAGAAGAGAGGAAGGAGAAGAAAGCUGCUCAGAAGGCUGCAAUUAAUGGUUUCAAACAGCUAUUGGAAGAAGCCUUGGAGGAUAUGAAUCACAGACUAGACUUCCAAACAUUCAAAAGAAAAUGGGGAGGUGAUCCACGGUUUGAAGCCUUGGAUCGUAAAGAAAGAGAGUUUCUUUUCAAUGAAAAGAUACUUCUAAGGAAGAAGGCUGAUGAAGAAAAGAUUAAUGCAGAAAGAGCAGCAAGUAUGAGUAGCUUCAAGUCAAUGCUGAAGGAGUGGCAGGAAAUAUCUACAAGUAGUCGGUGGUCAAAGGUGAAAGAUAAUUUGAGAAAUGAUCCAAGAUACAAGACUGUUAAUCAUGAAGAGAGGGAAGCUUUAUUUAAUGAAUAUAUUGCUGAACUUAGAGCAGUGGAACACGAGGCAGAGCGUGCUGCAAAGGCUAAAAAGGAUGAGCAGGAUAAGCUAAAGGAAAGAGAGCGGGAAAUGCGGAAAAGAAAAGAAAGAGAGGAGCAAGAAAUGGAACGGAUUAGGCUGAAAGUUCGAAGGAAGGAGGCUGUCAGUUCCUAUCAAGCCUUGUUGGUAGAGACAAUUAAAGAUCUGAAGGCUUCCUGGACUGAUUCGAAGCCCAAGCUGGAGAAGGAUCCUCAGGGUCGUGCUACAAAUCCUGAUCUUAAUCAAGUUGAUGCAGAAAAGCUUUUCCGAGAUCACAUCAAAGACUUAUAUGAGCGAUGCGCUCGUGAUUACCGAGUUCUAUUAGCCGAAAUCCUUACAGCAGAUUCAGCUGCCCGGAGUUCAGAAAAUGAGAAGAACUUUCUCAACUCAUGGUCAGAAGCUAAACGGGUUCUAAAGCCUGAUCCCAGAUACUCGAAGAUGCCAAGGAAAGACAGGGAAGCUUUAUGGCUAAGAUAUGUUGAAGAUCUGAUGAGAAAGCAGAAGUCUGGAGCUGACACAAAAGAAAAGUUUAAUUCCGAAGGAAAGAACAGAAGCCCUGCUGAUGCUUCGCGGAGAUCACCAAGGAGAUCUCAUGUUCGGAGAUAACCUAAAAUUUCCAACAAAUUUUCAUAUAGAACUUUAAAUGUUCCUCGCAAUACCCUAUAUAUCUCUUCAUCUCAGAGAACUACUUAUUAGCUUCGAUGUUUUUUACUUUGUACCAUUUUUUUUUAAUUAUAAUCAGGAGCUUAGCUUUUCUUGGUGAAUCACUUGAUACAAGAUCUAAUGUUAUCCCACAGGUUCGAAGAAGUUUUUGAAGUAUUUGUGUUUUGGACACUAAGAGAGAGAAAGAUAAGCUUAAUAGUUUCAUGUAGUGAUUUAUUUCA
This is a messenger RNA of Dendrobium catenatum, 3989 nucleotides long. RefSeq names its product pre-mRNA-processing protein 40C. Bases 319 to 3711 code for a protein of 1130 amino acids. Lineage: Eukaryota; Viridiplantae; Streptophyta; Magnoliopsida; Asparagales; Orchidaceae. Gene Ontology annotation, molecular function: RNA polymerase binding; transcription coregulator activity. The record is from RefSeq and is a predicted model, not a curated record. Gene Ontology annotation, cellular component: nucleus. The transcript has 18 exons.